GUUCACGCGACCCAUAAUUUAUAUUUCAUGACUUGGCCUCGACUCAAACACGUCGAUGCCUCCUCUCCACUGGAGGUCGGCAUAGCGCCAAUCUCGUUCAGUGUGCACGCCGGCGCAACAUGGCAUGGGCGGCAAGGCCACUGCCCUCCAAGGUCACAAAUCAAAUCGCCAUGGACAUGAUGCUGCGGGAGUCGCUUCAUCCCAUCAUGGAACCCUCCUACUUCCAUGCCGUCGCCUCCAAGACAGUGCCUCGCGGGGGCGGCGAAGGGGCAGCGGUCAGCCAGGGGCGGGUUCCAGGCAGCCUGUGCCCAGCCUGUGCCUCCGAACGCUCCAUGCUCUCCAGCCAAAUAAGGGCACCCAUUUCCAAUGGGCACGGCUUGGCUGCUUCCCCAGCGCCGCUUGGCGUCAUUUUCGUCCACAAGCGUCUUGGCUUUUCUUGGGUUUCCCAUCUGCCUGUCCAUCAUAUUCCGCACAACUCCUCCGGAUUGACCUUGUCUUUCCCUUUGCCAUGAUUGAGCAUCCACGACUCUGUUUUCGCUCCGCCUCGCCCUUCGUUUCGAGCGAAAGAAGGCCCAGGUCUGCCAUCCACCGAUGCGUGCCGCCGCGGCCCAGCCCAACUGCCAGAUUUGUCCGUAGCUCCCGCAAGACUGCCCUUGACGGAGCACCGGACUACGACCCGAGCCUGUUAGGCCGCCCGCCCGCCAGCCCGCAGCCUGUGGCCUGGAGACGUCAUCACCUCACUUGGCUGUCCACGCGCCUCCAACGUGUCGCAUCGCAGCAACCGCGACAGCCCGCGGCGCCGGGCGCCUGUGGGCGAACACUCUUUAGGCCGGGAAAAGUAAUCAAUCGCGCAAGACGAGGAAGGGAGAACAAGAAAAUAGAGAGCAAUCCCGGUUGACGACAGCAGAAAAAAAAAAGAAAAAAGGAAAACGCUGCUGCCACUUUGGGGAGAAGGAACCAAAAAUGAGGGUAUCGCUGGCCGUUGUCUCUGGGUCGCUGCUUGUCGCAGUCUCGCAGGCCGUUGAGGGCGUGGUCCAGUUCGACAUUGAGAGGCGACAACUGGAACCCCAUCCGAGGCUAGACAGGAGGGCACCAGCGGACACUUUCGAGGAGGUCAUCACCAACGACAGGUCAAGAGGCGGCUACUUCUUGACAUGCACCGUUGGCAACCCUCCCCAGAACCUGACCCUGCAGCUGGACACCGGCAGUAGCGACAUAUGGGUGCCUGCUACGUCCGCUUGUAAACCAUCGGCCAAGAAACCCAAUGGCUGCAGUCUGGGCUCCUUUACCCCGUCAGACUCGAAAGGGUUCAAGACGGUUGGCAAGGACAGGUUCAGCAUACAGUACCUAGACGGGACCCACUCAAAAGGAGAUUACUUCACCGACCGCUUCGCCAUCGGCUCGGCUACGGUGGCCAACCUCACCAUGGGGUUAGGCCUGGCUGGCGACAUCCCGUACGGCCUGGCUGGCAUAGGCUACCCCCUAAACGAGGCCAUCGUGACGACCAACUCCUCGUCCAGCCCAUAUCCGAACCUCCCCGCCACCAUGUUGGACGACGGCAUGAUACGGACCAACGCGUACAGCCUGUGGCUUAACGAUCUGCAGUCGUCGACCGGGAACAUACUGUUUGGGGGCAUCGACACGGAGAAGUACAAGGGGAACCUGACACGCAUCAAGAUCUACGAGGACGGCAAGUCAGGCAACUACACAUCCUUCCUUGUCGCUCUGACCUCACUAGAGGCACACAGCAACAGCGGCAAGGACGUUCUGACCUCCAAGACCUUCCCCAUCCCUGUUGUCCUGGACUCGGGCACGACGCUCUCGUACCUGCCACAGGACCUGGCCCAACAGACCUGGAGGGAGACGGGCGCGGUCUGGUCUGACGACAUGGGACUUGCCAUGAUUCCGUGCUCGAUGCAGAAGAGCAAGGGCAUAUUCGAGUUCUGGUUUGCGGGUCCCAACGGUCCGAGGAUCCAAGUGCAGAUGGACGAGCUCGUGCUGGAGAUGACCGAGGGCCUCAAGUUCACCGCGGGCGUCUACAAGGGCCAGAAGGCGUGUACGUUUGGGAUGCAAAACUUCACGGGCGACCCGUUCAUCCUGGGCGACACGUUCCUGCGGUCCGCAUACGUCGUCUACGACCUCGUGAACAACGAGGUCGGCAUCGCGCCCACCGACUUCAACUCGACCAGCUCCAACAUUAUCCCCUUCCCGAGCAGCGGCGCCCCGAUCCCAUCGGCGACCGUGGCCCCCAAUCAGGAGCAGGCUACCGUCAAGCCUCUCGUGACAUCCCCGGCCUUUGUCGCCCAGAUGGGCUUCUACGAAGGCGUGAGCAGGUCGGCAGCGCCGCCCAAGAUGUUGGGCCUUGGGUUGCCCCUUUUAGCGGCCGGCGCUGCCCUGACCUUUAGCAUGGCCUGGUGAUGGACCAGCCUGUUCCGACGCCCUGUCAUGUCACGUCCACCGGUGUCGGUCUAUUUGCAUUGCCCAAUGGAGUCUUGGCGUUGGCUUCCGAUUUUUUUGCUUCUACUCUGCUUUCCAUCACAGAUAUCUAUACCCAAAAUAAUGGAGCUUUCUUUUCUUUUCAACGAGUGUUAUAUUACGAAAGUCACGAUAGGAGUGCCAUAUAGGUGGAUUCUCCAACGAGAGUACGGGCCUGUUUUUUCUUCUUUUAGAUUCGGAGGCAAACAUAUCCGCUUUAUUUGGCCCAUGACUCGCAAUGCUGCCCGUUCUAUCUUAUCGGUACCUUGCAGAGUAUCAAACUUGAUUGCGUUUUCGACAACCUGUGAUAUUCGGGGUUGAUAGCGAUGCAUAGGCAAUGUUCAUCAGGUGUCAUCUAUCACACAUGUGGUCAAUAUUGAGUUGGUUGGAAUACAUGUGUUGCAUGGCCCUGGUGUUGGUGGC
Messenger RNA from Gaeumannomyces tritici R3-111a-1, 2898 nucleotides. RefSeq lists its product as hypothetical. Gene Ontology annotation, biological process: proteolysis. The coding region runs from base 964 to 2418 and encodes 484 amino acids. Lineage: Eukaryota; Fungi; Ascomycota; Sordariomycetes; Magnaporthales; Magnaporthaceae. The record is from RefSeq and is a predicted model, not a curated record. The transcript has 3 exons. Gene Ontology annotation, molecular function: aspartic-type endopeptidase activity.